Molecule: messenger RNA, 384 nt
Organism: Eremomyces bilateralis CBS 781.70
Lineage: Eukaryota; Fungi; Ascomycota; Dothideomycetes; Eremomycetales; Eremomycetaceae
Exons: 1
Source: RefSeq, a predicted model, not a curated record
AUGCUCAACUCCCGAGAUGACUGGACUGACUGGAUCAACUCUAUCGAGGACCUUGCUGUACGAAACGACGUAUGGAACUAUUGUGACCCCGAAGGCAUCGACAAUUUGGAGUUCACCGCCAGGAAACCGCCAGACUCAGCAAGUAAAGACACUGUCCAGAGAUAUCAAGUCCUUCAAGCCAUCUACGAUAGCGGGAAGAAAAAGUACGAUAAAGUCUCUGAGCGUAUAGACAUCACCGUCUGCGCGGAAUUCAAACAACACUACCUCGGAAUCCAUAAUGUCCGAGGUAAACUCAUUGCGUUAGCUGAGAGCAUUCAGCCGACCGCGAAAGACCAGAAACAGAAUGUUAGGGCCGAGUUCGAGAAGCUUAAGAAAGGCGUUGGC